Messenger RNA from Coregonus clupeaformis (lake whitefish), 4567 nucleotides. Its product is annotated as disks large-associated protein 2. Gene Ontology annotation, biological process: signaling. The record is from RefSeq and is a predicted model, not a curated record. Gene Ontology annotation, molecular function: molecular adaptor activity. Lineage: Eukaryota; Metazoa; Chordata; Actinopteri; Salmoniformes; Salmonidae. The transcript is spliced from 11 exons. The coding region runs from base 45 to 3194 and encodes 1049 amino acids. Gene Ontology annotation, cellular component: postsynaptic specialization; glutamatergic synapse.
AGCACUUCGAUGAAGACAGCUACUCCCCUCCUCCACCCAGGAACAUGAAGGCUCUAUCGGGCGGCCGGCCCAGCCAGCUCCAAAUCAACUUGGCUCACACCUGCGGCCUGGCCGACUGCGACCACUCCCUGGACCACCAUGAGUCCCGCACCCCCUCAUACCUCCUCAGCCCCACAGAGAGCUGUCUCAUGGAGCACCACCGCUGCUCCCCUCGUAGCUCCAUCCACUCUGAGUGCAUGGCGAUGCCUGUCUCCAUGGCCAACACAGACCACUCCAUCUCCAGCAGUACCUUUCCCAGGAUGCACUACAGCUCGCACCACGACGGCAAUGGGUCGCGGGAUGGUGGUGGAGGAGGAGGAGCAGGAGGAGGAGGAGGUGUUGGCAGUGGGUCACGGAAUCGAGAUGAGUGUGGCUCGUCUCAUGGCGGCAGCGGUAAGAUGAACAGAAUCCCAGCCAACCUGCUGGACCAGUUUGAGAAGCAGCUUCCGUUACACCGUGAUGGCUUCCACACACUGCAGUACCAGAGGGCAUCCACCACCACCACCACGGAGCAGCGCAACGAGAGCCCCGGGAGGAUCCGACACCUGGUCCACUCUGUCCAAAAGCUCUUCACCAAGUCCCACUCCCUGGAGGGCUCGUCCAAGAUGAAUGGAACCAAGGCAGACUCUCACCGGGAAGGCUCCCACCACCAUCAUCACCACCACCACCACGGACACCACAAACACAGCAAGCGCAGCAAGAGCAAAGAGCGUAAGUCAUCAGACAGUAGCUGUAAGCAGCGCUCCGGGGUGGCGGGCUGGUGGAGCUCGGACGAUAACCUGGACAGUGACAGUACGUACCGGACGCCCAGUGUCAUGUCACGCCAACAGGUGGACCACAUCAGCCACUGCUACCCCGACUCUGUCCACAGCCACUACGGGGACCUGUCGCUCAAGACCUCCAAGAGCAACAACGAUGUGAAGUGUUCUGCGUGUGAGAGCGUGGCCAUGGCUCCUGAAGGGAAGUUCAUGAAGAGGAGCUCUUGGUCAACGCUGACUGUCAGCCAGGCCAAGGAGGCCUACAGAAAGUCCUCCCUCAACCUGGAGAAACCCAUGAUGCCCACAGACCUCAAGGCCAACCUCAGGCCCUGCCACUACUUACAGGUACCUCAGGAUGAGUGGAGUGGUUACCCAGGGGGAGUGAAGGGUGAUGAGAUCCCCUGUCGGAGGAUGAGGAGCAGCAGUUACGUCAAAGCCAUGGGUGACGAGGAGAGUGGAGAUUCUGACUCCAGCCCCAAGACCUCCCCCGUGAAGACGGUCCGGCCACACUCCCUGGUCAAGUCUGUCAUGCAGAGACCGCUCCUAGACUCCCAGAGCUCUUACCGGGUGGAUAAAAUGAACAGUGACGUGCGUAACUACAUCACCAAUUUUGCUGCAGACUUAAGUCAGAGCUUCCAGGUGCAGGCCUCCAGAGACAUGCACCCCCACCCCAGCAUGGCCCUGGAGCCCUCCACCAACUAUAACUACCGGCAGCCACCUCUCCCAACAGCCCAGUUCCGCUCCAGGAACCAGAGUUACAUGCGGGCAGUCAGCACUCUCAGCCAGGCCAGCUGUGUUAGCCAGGUCAGCCAGGUGAGUGAGACAGAGAUAAAUGGUCAGUUUGAGUCAGUCUGUGAGUCGGUGUUCAGUGAGGUGGAAUCUCAGGCUGUGGAGGCUCUGGACCUGCCCGGCUGUUUCCGGACACGGAGCCACAGCUACUUGAGGGCCAUUCAGGCUGGCUACUCCCAGGAUGAUGACUGCAUCCCCGCCAUGACCUCCUCCACCCUCACCUCUACCAUCAGGGCCACAACAGAGGUCAAAUACACAAACAACUACAAGAAGAUGACCCCUCCGCCGGUCCCGCCCCGCUCCAUCGCAGGCUCAAAGCCCCUCAUCUCAGUCACAGCUCAGAGCAGCACAGAAUCCACCCAGGAUGUGUACCACGAGGGCAGGCACCCUCAAGGGUGGGGGGACGGGCUGGGCCUGAGCUUGGGCAGGACCCUGUAUAACUCCACAGACAGUCUGGACAGUGCCAAGGCGGUGACUAUAGCCAUGGAGGCAGCAGGGGUGAUGUCUGGGAAGAGACACCCGUCCACAGACAGUCAUAGCUCAGUGAUGACCUGUGAUAAAGCCAUCUUGGUGUCCAAGGCUGAAGAGUACCUCAAAACACCACGCUCCUCCAUAGGGAUACAGGUGGAAGCAGCCACCGACUCGGAGUCAGAUACCAAAGGGUCGAGGGAAUACCAUUCGGUGGGGAUCCAAGUAGAAGAUGACAAACGAGGGCAGGGCAGGUUGAAGCGCUCCAACAGUGUAACAGCCUCCGUUCAGGCUGACAUGGAGAUGGAAGGGUUUCCCACCAUGGAGGACAAGGGCCUACAGUUUGGAGGGGGUUUCCUAGGGGGGCACUCUGAGCCCAGCACACCUACCCAGUACGGGGUACGCACCGUCCGCACCCAGGGCCUCUUCAGCUACCGGGAGGACUACCGGACCCCCACAGGGCCCCCCAGCCCCCAGCAGACCUCCAGUGAGACCACCUGGCAGCUAGAGCCCCCCUCCCCCAGGGAGCCUGCAGCUUCGUCUGGCGAGUCGGGCCGGGUGUCCCCCGCCUUGCGGAGGGAUGGAAGCUGGUUCAUGCAGCUGCUCCACGCAGAGACCAAGAGGAUGGAGGGAUGGUGUAAAGAGAUGGAGGCGGAGGCGGAGGAGAACGACCUCUCUGAGGAAAUCCUAGGUAAAAUCAGGAGUGCGGUGGGCAGUGCUCAGCUCCUCAUGUCUCAGAAAUUCCAGCAGUUUUACUGGCUUUGUCAGCAGAACCUGGACCCCAGUGCCAUGCCCCGCCCCACCUCUCAGGACCUGGCUGGAUUCUGGGACCUCCUGCAGCUGUCCAUCAAUGACGUCACCACCAAGUUUGACAAGCUGCAGCAGAUGAAGAACAACGACUGGAGGCCCUUAGAGAAUAGCCCAGAGAAGAAGUUGCCACCUGUCGUACCAAAGAAGUCCAUGAUCGGGAAGAGAGGCGUGACGCGGGAGAAGUCCCUGGACCUUCCAGACCGCCACCGCCAGGAGGCACGCAGGAGGCUCAUGGCGGCCAAGCGUGCGGCUUCCUUCCGUCAGAACUCAGUGUCAGAGAGAGCAGACAGCAUCGAGAUCUACAUCCCUGAGGCCCAGACUCGCCUUUGAGAGGAUGGGAACAGGGGUCAGGGGUGAGGGGCGUCUCCCCCCUCAGACUUCCCCUCAACUAGACUCUCCUUUAACUAGCCUUUUUCUAGACUAUCUACUGUACACUUCCCUCCUUUAUCUGUCUCCUCAUGACUUCACUGUCAUCAUCUUCUGAGUUCAUCUCCACUCCUCGCUAAGUACGAUAUCGCAGAACCCCCCUCAUCCAUUACCAAAUAUGUAUUAGUAAAUAUAUAUCUAAGAAUUGGUUCAUCAUUGGUUUAUCUUCUCCUUGGUUUUCCCAUUAUUAUUAUUUUUUGUUAGUUUAAUAGUGUUACAUGACGGAAUACACAACUCCAAAAGCUCUCAUUGAAUCAUCCUGGAAUGGUAUAUCUGUAUUUUUCAAAAUUUCCAAAGUGCAGCUUUGAAACCUACCAGCAACUAGAGAGAAUACAAACCCGGUUACAAAUUGAUGACUCCAUGAAACCCCUGCAAUUAUCCUACUUUUGUUUCCAAUUGUGUUCAUAAGCUAACAAACACACAAAAUGAUUCAAGUGAACCUAUUUGAAAGUGCAGUGCUUGAAAUACCUCAACUGUGCAUACCACACUGUAGCUUCUGACCAAGGGGCAGGUCAUCCUUGUCUGAAAUGUCUGUUUUGUGAAGUCACAGUAAGCUCUGGUUUGGUCAAUGUUGUCAAUGUUGGAAAAUGCAGCUUUCUACCAAGUCAGGUAGAGGUCAAAGGUUCAAGUGAGCCUCAUGGUAGAACAUUUUAUUUAAAGAUUUCUGAAUCAAGCUCAUUACCUUUCUCCAUUCCAGACUAUCCCCUAGAGUUCCCGAUACUGUUGACAUUUCACAUGUAACGACAUUUACUUGAAGCAGACAACAUGCACAUUUUUUAAGAAGAUAAUUUCAUUGCAGUGGGGGAAAAAAUGCUGUGGAAGGUUUGCAUAGAAUAAUGCACUUUUGCACUUCUUAUAAUUCUCUGUAUUUCAAAGGGAAAUGUACAAAGUUCACAACAGUAUUGUUGUAUUUGGAUUGCAAGAGACUAAAUUAAUAUUCUUAAUCACAUGGUUGAUUUUUCACCUCGUCUCUCCAUCCCUUCCUACAUAUCAUGUUGCAUCAAAAUAGUACUUUUGUCAUUUUUUCAAACAUCUAUCCCUUCCCCUAGCUGUCAACCCAGUAAUAACAGUUUCUAAACAAACAACACUCAAACACACAGUAGUGACAUAGUUUCAUUGAUUAGAACACAGCUUGAACAGUCUUGGAGACCAUUUUCUUUUGUUGAUUAUCUACCAGACACGUGCAGUGUGUGACUGUUUCACGUUAUUACCUUGUAACGGUUACUCCAAAAGGUAAAUACCAAAUCAAAUCAAAUUUGAUUUGCCACAUGCGCCGA